AUGGUAUCCAACAUGCUCCUAAUAACGCUCUUCUCCACCCCGGUCCUUGCCUCCUUCCCGACCUCCUACUACUACGACUCGACUUCCAAAGAGUGUGCCACCAUCGGCAACUUCAUGGCUCCCUACUCGGGAAUUCGAAUCUGGUGUGAGAAGGAUCUGUUCGACGCCUCCAGAGACCGUCUAGCCAUGUCUGUAUGCCAAAACGGAUACACCUACGACUACACCAUCUCCGAUACCCCGGGAUGCACGGACUUCUCCAACCCCAUGGAGUUCACCAACACGUCGUCGGAAAUGCAGUUCGAUCCCUGGCAUUUCGGAGGUGGAAAGUUCAAGCUUGCCCGGAGAUACACAUCGCUCGACCGAGAAACACCCGUUUAUUGGCCCGAUACCUUUGUCGGAGGCGUAUUCAAGUGUCCUCUGGACGAACCCUGUACCAACGACAACGCCAUUCCCAUCGCUCCUCUUUUGGCCGACGAGCCGUGGCACUUUCUGCGCAAGUUCUCCAUGUGGACCGUGACUGCCAGGUUCCCCAUAAUGUACUCUCCGGACUUUACAGGCCACCACUAUCCUCACAUCAAGGGCAACAAUGACUGGGCGAGAUAUCUAGACGUCAACGAGAGAUAUAGAACUGUCAGAGAGAAGACAGUCCACACCCAACCAAAGUACGUGCCCGACAAGAAUGUGCCGGCUGAUACACUCGACAACGACAGCAACAGCAACGAACCUCUCACUCUCCCUCUCACCCCCUCAAUUCCUCUACCUUUACAGUCCGAUGCUCUUCCUGGGGAAGAAAAGUACCAUGUUCCUGGACACUCAAUCACGGUUGAGAUUCAUGGGUUCAGAGCCGGUGUCAAGAGUAAACUGGAACACAAGUUUGCGCAGAUUUCCAGCCAGUAUUCUGACGUCCUCAAACAAUACAACCCUUCUCAUGGCCUCCUGGGACUGCUGUAUCAUCUUAGAGUCAACCUGGAGUAUUAUACAGCCAAGAGGAUCUGGCUGGAUCUUGUCAAGUUGCUAUAA
This is a messenger RNA of Yarrowia lipolytica CLIB122, 1020 nucleotides long. RefSeq lists its product as uncharacterized. NCBI's taxonomy places the organism in Eukaryota, Fungi, Ascomycota, Dipodascomycetes, Dipodascales. The record is from RefSeq and is a predicted model, not a curated record.